UGAAUUCUCGCUUUUGGUUGUAAUGGCCGUUGAUUCUCAGCUUUCAUCUCCUCUCGCCCCGCCGGCUUCCCAGAUGGAUGCCAAACUCCGUUUCAUAGAGGACAUCACUAAAAAUACUGACUCGGUUCAGGAAAGGGUGCUGGCUGAGAUUCUGACCCGGAACGCUCACACCGAGUAUCUCAACCGCUUCCAGCUCAAUGGAGCCACCCACCGCGACACUUUCAAGUCCAAAGUUCCGGUGGUCACUUACGAGGAUCUCCAGCCCGACAUCGAACGUGUCGUUAAUGGUGAUCGCUCCCCUAUUUUUUCAUCCCAUCCCAUUUCCGAGCUUCUUACCAGCUCUGGGACAUCGUCUGGGAAGUCAAAACUGAUCCCCACAAUUGAAGAAGACAUGGAGCGUCGUCUCUUGAUUUUCAGCCUUCAAAUGCCCAUCGUCAAUUUGUACGUGCCGGGGUUGGACAAAGGGAAAGGGCUCUACUUUUUAUUCGUACAUGCCGAAACCAAGACCCCAGGAGGGUUGGUGGCUCGUCCAGUGCUCACCAGCUGCUACAAGAGCGACCUCUACAAGACUAGACCAUACGACCCUUUCAAUGAUUACACCAGCCCAAUGGAGGCCAUUCUUUGCGCUGAUUCCUUCCAAAGCAUGUACACGCAAAUGCUAUGUGGUCUCUUAAUGCGCCGCCAAGUCCUCCGUGUCGGAGCUAUCUUCGCCUCCACUCUCCUCCGCGUCAUCCGCUUUCUCCAGCUCAACUGGAAACAACUGUCACACGACAUCUCCACGGGAACUCUAAACCCUAAAAUCACAGACUCUUCUCUCCGUGAAUGUAUAAUCUCCAAAUACCUAACAGGCCCAAACCCGGAGCUGGCCCAAUUCGUUUCGAAUGAGUGUUCCACGGAGGACUGGGAAGGGAUCGUCACAAGAAUUUGGCCCAACACUAAAUACCUGGACGUGAUUGUGAGCGGAGCCAUGGGUCAGUACAUUCCCAUGCUGGAAUUUUACAGCCGGAGUUUACCCAUGGUUAGCACCGCCUACGCUUCCUCGGAGUGCUCUUUCGGGGUUAAUUUGAGCCCAAUGUGCAAGCCCACGGAAAUAGCCUACACCAUCCUACCCAACAUGGCCUACUUCGAAUUCCUCCCGUACGACACGUCGUUCUCUCCAAUUCUCUCCCCACCUCGCCUUGUCGACCUUGCUGACGUGGAUAUCGGGAAAAAGUACGAGCUAGUAAUCACUACCUACGCUGGACUCUACCGUUACCGAGUCGGUGACGUUCUCCAGGUCACGGGGUUCCACAACAUGGCCCCACAGUUCCGAUUCGUGAAGCGAAAGAACGCCAUGUUGUGCAUUGAUGUUGACAACACGGACGAGGCUGAGCUCCAGCAGGCAGUGGAAAACGCUUCAGUUCUUUUGCGGAGGUUCGAGACCAGCGUGGUGGAAUACACUAGCUACGCAUAUACCAAAACAAUCCCCGGACAUUACGUCAUAUAUUGGGAGCUUCAUGUUAAAGACGCUGCCAAUUCCCCUCCGGAGGAGAUUCUAAAUCAGUGCUGCCUCACCAUCGAAGAGAGCCUGAAUUCGGUGUACAUCCAAAGCCGAGUCUCCUUUAACUCAGUUGGACCGCUGGAAAUCAGGGUGGUCAAAAACGGGACGUUUGAAGAGCUCAUGGACUACGCGAUCUCAAGGGGUGCGUCAAUCAAUCAGUACAAAACGCCACGGUGCGUUACUUUCGCACCCAUCCUUCAGCUCCUUGACCGUAGGGUAAUUUCAGUGCACUUCAGCCCGUCAAAGCCGCACUGGACACCGGAGGGACGCCGUUUAAGUGACAAUAAAGAAUAA
Cucurbita moschata (crookneck pumpkin) is the source of this 1834-nucleotide messenger RNA. RefSeq names its product probable indole-3-acetic acid-amido synthetase GH3.1. The transcript is spliced from 3 exons. The coding region runs from base 23 to 1834 and encodes 603 amino acids. Gene Ontology annotation, cellular component: cytoplasm. Gene Ontology annotation, molecular function: acid-amino acid ligase activity. The record is from RefSeq and is a predicted model, not a curated record. NCBI's taxonomy places the organism in Eukaryota, Viridiplantae, Streptophyta, Magnoliopsida, Cucurbitales, Cucurbitaceae.